CUAAAGUUCAGAGAGUGGGUGAGGUUAAGAGGUCAGCCUUCAAAGGUGAAGAACUCACACUGGAUGAAGACAAAAUCUUCUGGAACUUUGAGUCCAAACAGGUACUUUGCUAUGGUCAGUCUGAUGUAGUUGUUGUGACCCACCCAUGUCUAUGAUGGUUCAGAUAAACCCUAAAUGAACACAUGCAUAAAUCCUACAUGUUGUGAUAAAAUGCUCAUGCAUUACAUGCACAACACUUUCCAUUACAGUGUAUGGAGUUUAAUAUCCUGACAGCCUGAUACAUACAAAAGGGCGUAGGCUUCUAGCAAGAAAUGGCUGCUACUGAGUGUGUUGAACACAAGACUGUCACAGACCCUCAUUUUAUAAUGAAUGGCACUGUGGACAUGUAUGCAAGCAAACAUGAAUAGUGACUCUCUGCAGAUAAAGAAUAUGGAAAAGUAUGAAGGUAUCUUUGAAUAUAAUAGCAGCUGCUGAUUUUUCUCCACACAGCCUCCUCUGUCAGUGUGCAGUGAGAGCUGUCCUCCAGGUACCCGCAUGGCCAGAAAGAAGGGGGAACCUGAAUGUUGUUUUGACUGUAUCCCUUGUUCUGAGGGAGAGAUCAGCAAUACAACUGACUCCAUGGAGUGCACCAGUUGUCCAGAAGAUUUCUGGUCCAGCCUCCAGCGUGACCACUGUGUUCUUAAGAAAACAGAGUUCCUCUCCUACCAUGAGCCUCUGGGUAUCUGCUUGACAACCACCUCAGUGUUGGGCACAUUUAUCUGUAUUGUUGUUCUGGGCAUUUUCAUCCAUCAUCACAGCACACCUAUAGUUCGUGCCAACAAUUCAGAACUCAGUUUUCUUCUCCUGGUGUCACUCAAAUUGUGCUUCCUGUGUUCGUUGCUCUUCAUUGGACGACCCAGAUUAUGGACUUGCCAACUAAGACAUGCAGCAUUUGGCAUCAGCUUUGUGCUUUGUGUCUCAUGUAUCCUGGUGAAAACCAUGGUGGUUCUGGCUGUGUUCAGGGCCUCCAAACCAGGAGGUGAAUCCAGUCUCAAGUGGUUUGGUGCUGUGCAGCAGAGAGGGACAGUUCUGUUUCUAACUUCUAUUCAAGCAGCAAUCUGCACUGUCUGGCUUGUUGCUGCUUCACCAAUGCCUCAUAAAAACACCCAGUAUCACAGUGACAAGAUAGUUUAUGAGUGUGCAGUUGGGUCCACAGUUGGUUUUGCAGUUUUACUUGGUUAUAUUGGUUUACUGGCUGUCCUCAGUUUUUUGUUUGCGUUUCUAGCGAAAAAUCUUCCAGACAGUUUCAAUGAGGCCAAACUCAUCACUUUCAGCAUGCUGAUCUUCUGUGCAGUGUGGGUGGCCUUUAUCCCUGCUUACAUCAGCUCACCAGGCAAAUAUGCAGAUGCAGUGGAGGUAUUCGCCAUCCUGGCCUCCAGUUUUGGCCUCUUGGUGGCACUGUUUGGACCCAAAUGUUACAUAAUCCUGUUGAGACCAGAGAGAAACACAAAGAAAGCCAUCAUGAGUCGAGGCACAAAGUAACAUUGUCAAUAUAGACAAUAAGGAUUUGUAGAUUUAAAAAGCAUGCCCUUUUCAAACCCAUUUUUUUUUCUUUUGCUUUCACCGUAUAUGAACAGAGUUGGACAUUAUGAGAUUAAAAGCAAUAAAUAAACUUGGUUCAUUGACAACAUUAUUUCUAAAACCUGCUUAAG
Molecule: messenger RNA, 1691 nt
Organism: Solea solea (common sole)
Lineage: Eukaryota; Metazoa; Chordata; Actinopteri; Pleuronectiformes; Soleidae
Product: extracellular calcium-sensing receptor-like
Exons: 2
Coding region: 535-1521 (328 amino acids)
Biological process (GO): G protein-coupled receptor signaling pathway
Cellular component (GO): membrane
Molecular function (GO): G protein-coupled receptor activity
Source: RefSeq, a predicted model, not a curated record